CAAAUCAAGUAUCCGUUGAGCAGUGAUGUGGCGGCGAAGAAACUCAAGAGCAUACCAGAGCACGAAGAGGUGGUCAUCUCAGGCAUAUCUGGCCACUAUCCGCAGUGCUCGUCUAUCGAGGAAUUCGCUAAAAAAUUGUAUAAUAACGAGGAUUUGGUGACAGAGGAUGAGCAACGGUGGCGAAAAGAUCUGUUCGCGACGCCGAUGGGAAUGGGAAAGUUGGAUAAUCUGGAUAAGUUUGACUCCCAGUUCUUCGGCUUCAACGAUAGCGAACCCAAUAGUAUGGACGCACAGAUGCGGGUACUCUUGGAGCGCGCCUAUGAGGCCAUCUGGGACUCGGGCACUGUGCCGUCGGCGCUGUCGGGCAGCAACACCGGUGUCUUCAUCGGCAACUGUUUCGAUGAGACGCUCAACGCCUACUCAUCCAUCGGACAGAUCCCAGAGAAUCGGCAAUUCAUUGCCACACAAAUAUCCCAUCGAUUCAACUUUCGCGGACCGUCGAUGGCGAUCGACACGGCGUGUGCGUCCAGUUUCUCGGCCCUCAACGAGGCGUUGACAUACAUGAGACACGGAAUAAUGGACAGCGCCCUCGUGUGCGGCAUUAACUUAGGCCUCAAUCCCAUAAUGCAGUACCAGUUCUUCAAACUGAAUAUGUUGUCCCCCGACGGCCGGUGCAAGUGUUUGGACGAGUCGGCCAACGGUUACGCCAAAGGCGAGGCCGUUGUGGCCAUUCUUCUGCAACGCAAACCGGCGGCCAAACGCAUAUACGCCACACUCGUCCACACGAAGACCAACAACGAUGGCUACGAAGAGAUGGGCAUCACUUUCCCCACGUGGGACUCGCAGAGGGAUCUGAUGAGAGCCACCUAUGCCGAGGCCGGCGUCAAUCCGCACGACGUGGACUACGUUGAGGCCCAUUGCACCGGCACUCAGGCCGGAGAUCCCGAAGAGAUGCGCGCCAUUUGCGAGUCCAUGUGUUCCGAUGGCCGCAAGAAACCGAUUAUGAUCGGUGCCCACAAGUCCAACAUCGGUCACACUGAGGCCUCUUCGGGUCUGUGCGCGGUGUCCAAAGUGCUCAUAUCGUUCGAGAACGAGCUGAUCCCCGGCAAUAUCCACUACAACCGGCCCAACCCUAAGGUGUACGGCAUCCAGAAGGGUCUGCUACAGCCCGUGUCCACCAACAUGAAGUUCACCGGCGCGUACGCCGGUCUCAAUAACUUCGGUUUCGGCGGAUCCAAUAUACACGUGAUCGUCAAGUGUCCGAAGAUUAAGCCCCGCAAAGACAACGACAAGAUUGUGGACAAAAUCCCCCGUUUGGUGACAAUGUGCGGACGCGACCCGAAGGCCGUCAACUACUUCUUCGAGAAGCUCCUGGAGGUGCCCGAGAAGUUAACCCGCGAUCUGUUGGCGUUGGUUAACGACAUCUCGAAGACCGAGCCGUUCAAUACGGACACCGCCUGUCGAGGUAUGACUGGCCGCGGCUUCGCCCUCAUCGAGGGUCGGGAUUCUGUGGACACAAUCAAGUCGUUUAACGCCAAACAAGUGACCGAAAAGGACCGCGAAGUUUGGUUUAUACUGUCAGGAAUGGGCACUCAAUGGCAAGCGAUGGCCAAAGACUUGGUCCGUAUCGACUGUUUCGAGAAGUCGAUCAAAUCCUUGUGCCAAACGAUGAAGAAGUACUCAAUCGACUUGUGGUCACUACUGAUGGACGAAAACCAAAACAUUUACGACUCGGUCCUCAACUCAUUCCUAACGAUAGCCGCCAUUCAGAUAGCGUUAAUCGAUUUGCUGGAAGAGCUCGGCGUCCGACCCGACGGUAUCGUUGGCCACUCGAUCGGCGAACUGACCUCCGCCUACGCCGACAAAGUGCUCACCGCAGAGGAGACAAUAGUGAUGGCCUAUUGGCGCGGAAAGUGUAUCGAGAGUGACAAGUCUUGCGCCGGCCGUAUGGCGGCCAUCGGUAUGGGCGCCAAAGAGGCCAAAACAGUGGUUCCGUCCAAUGUGUUCAUCGCGUGCGACAAUAGCGACGAUUCGGUGACCGUUUCGGGCGACGAGAGGGCUGUCGACGAGUUCGUCAAAUACCUGAAGGACAAGAACCUGUUCGCCGCCGGAGUCAACAGCUGUGGCGUCGCCUUCCACUCGCCGCUCAUGUAUCCCAUCGGCGAACAGUUGACCGCACGGCUCAAGAGCGUGAUGUCCGACCAGCGGAAGAUGUCCACCAAAUGGGUGUCCGCCAACUUCAACAACACCUCCAAGACGUUGACCUCCAACUACUUCGUCGACAAUCUCCUCUAUCCGAUCCGUUUCAACGAAGCCAUCAAACAGAUCCCGACCAACGCCGUGGUCGUCGAGAUCGCGCCCCACUGUCUCCUCCAGUCGAUCAUUAAGCGAAGUCUCGGCCCAAACAUAUCGUACGUACCGAUGAUGAGGAAAGACGAUAACAACUUGAAUCUGGUCCUCGAGGCCAUCGGACAACUGUACGCCUGUGGCCUCAAUCCGGCCAUCGAGAAGCUCUACCCCAAAGUGGAGUACCCGGUCUCUAACGGCACUAAAUUCAUAUCACCGCUCGUCAAAUGGAUUCACGAGAAGAAGUUUGUGGUCACCACUUAUCCGGAGUUCUUCAGCACAGCGCAGGCGUCUAGAACUCGGGAAAACAAGAUGAAUCUAUUGAAGUUUGUGGUCACCACUUAUCCGGAGUUCUUCAGCACAGCGCAGGCGUCUAGAACUCGGGAAAACAAGAUGAAUCUAUUGGAUACAGAGGACCAGUACAUAACCGGUCACGUGAUCGACAGCCGCAACCUAUACCCGGGCACCGGUUACCUGUUGCUGCUGGGCUGGUCGCCAUUGAAACACGACUACCUCCCGUUGCGACACCAGCAGUCCGGCAAUGUAAAGGUGUUGAAGCGCGGCCUCGAGUACCAGUACUAUCUCGAGGAGAACUCCUACCGUAUCAGCCAAUCCGACAAUCUGGUGCUCAAGAAGCAGGACAUCUACACCGCUCUGCGGCUCCGGGGCUACGAUUACGGGCCAACCUUUCAGUGCAUUAGCGAGGCCUACGUCGAGGAACGGAAGGUGAAAGCGCUGGUCGAGUGGCCCAAGAAUUGGGUGUCUUUUGCCGACCGUCUCAACAGCAGCUACCCGCUGUUAGGGCGACUGGAAGCCCUGUUUGAUUACGACACCCGAAUCGGUGUCACCAAAGGUCUCGAGUACAGAGGCCUCAAGACUAAUAUCAUUAACCGCAAUAUCAAUGUGAGUAAAGUAUUGACGGGAGAGUACAAGUUUGAGCCCUAUGAGGGCCCCCUCACCGAAGAGGCCCCGGAGUUGGUCCCGUACGGAGCCGUUUGCGACAAACUGGCCGACAGUCUCCAUAAGAAGUUUGAAGCGCUCAGAAGUGGCGCCAAAAGCGCUCAUAUCGUUAGCCCUAAGGCCGAUAAACUGGACAACAAAGCCCUGAAAGGCAAGGAUCGGUAUUUGUACCACUUUUUGUCGGACAUCCAGACACUGAACCAGUACUCCGUGGAUGCGAUCAAAGAGACCAAAUACUUUGAGGACCUGCCGGACGAUCCGCUACUCAGUAGCGUAUAUAACAAGUGGUUAGUCGACACACAAGUGAUCACUGUUUACGACAAUAAGAAACCCGGAGAGAUGAAAGUGCUGGAGAUGUGCGACAGUCACGACCCCAUACAGCCCAGUGUCGCCCACUCGCUGGACCCGCACGAGUACUACGUGAAGCUCGUCUACAAUGUGAGCGCCCGAUACCCGGUGGACACCAAAGCGACCGAAUGGCCAAUGAAUAGCUCAACGCUUCCCACGGAUUUCAAAGACAACGAUCUGGUGAUCUACAAGAACGAUACGAACGCCGCCAUUAAUUUGCCCGAAUUGUUUCAAUCGGCGUCCGACGCGCUGAAGCCCAACGCCUUCUUCCAGGUUGUCUUCAGAGACCGGUUCACUUCGAGCGAGAAGUUGAUCCGUUAUCUGCUCGACAUGAAAGCCGAGACAAUGGAUGGCAAUAGGAUUAGAGCUGAGGGUGAGAGGUGUGGCCUGACGUACAUUGGCUGGAAUCGGAACCAAUUCGGCGCCAACGCUAUGCUGUUCCGCAAAGUGACCGCCGACAUUAAUGUUGAUAAACAGGUGAUCAUCGAAAUGGACAACAAUUACCACAACUGGUUGUCCAAACUUCAGGAAGCGAUGGCCACCAUUCACACGAAGCCCGAGGGGGAGAACAUUUGGAUUGUGGCGAACAACACCUCGAAGAAUGGUAUCUUAGGUUUGGUCUAUAGUUUGCGGCGCGAAGUGAACGGAGUUCGGGUCAGAUGUAUAUUCAAUUACGACGGCAUUACCGAUGAUUAUCUACAGAAUCGACACAAUCUGACGCAAGUGAUGAAGAAAGACCUCGUCUACAAUGUCUACAAAGACAACCACUGGGGCUGUUAUAAGCCAAACAUGAAACCCAUGGUCACAACUGUCCAAUCGGAGCACUGCUUCCUCAACAACAGCAACAAAGGAGAUCUCUCGAGCCUUAAGUGGUUUGAGUGUCAGCACAAACUGUGGCCAAACGGGCGCCGAGACGACCAACAGCUCUGCAAAAUAUACUAUUCGGCCCUCAAUUUCCGCGACAUUAUGUUAGCCACCGGUCGUCUCCCGCCGGACGCUCUGCCCGGAGAUAUGGCACUCCAUGACUGCAUUCUGGGUCUGGAGUUCUCGGGUCGUCUCCCGCCGGACGCUCUGCCCGGAGAUAUGGCACUCCAUGACUGCAUUCUGGGUCUGGAGUUCUCGGGUCGGGACGAGAACGGGAAUCGCGUGAUGGGAAUGAUUCCGUCCAAAGCGUUGGCCACCACUUGCGUUGUGGACGACCCGGACUUCCUGUGGCCGAUACCCGACAACUGGUCGAUGGAAGAGGCGUCGACUGUUCCCUGCGUUUACUCCACCGCCUAUUACUCGCUGAUCAUCAGAGGAAACCUGAAGAGAGGCGAAAAGGUGUUGAUCCACUCGGGAAGCGGUGGCGUCGGACAGGCGGCCAUUAAUAUCUGUCUCAGUAUGGAUUGUCAGGUGUUUAUAACCGUGGGUUCGGCCGCCAAACGCCAGUACCUCAAGAAGCUGUUCCCCAAACUGACUGACAAACAGUUCUCGUCGUCGCGAGACUUGAGUUUCAAGACUCAUGUGAUGAACGAAACGCGCGGUAAAGGUGUGGAUCUGGUGCUCAACUCCCUCUCCGACGACAAACUGAAGGCCAGUAUUGAGUGUCUCGCAGAUAACGGACGCUUCCUCGAGAUCGGCAAAUACGACAUGUCUGUCAACAGCCGAUUGGAUAUGAGCGAAAUGAUCAAAAACAAGUCAUUCCACGGCAUUCUUCUGGACGCGUUGUUUACCACCGAUGAAAACACACCGCAAUCCGUACUCAGAGACCGAAAGCGCAUUUGGGAACUGAUCGAAGAGGGCAUCAAAACGGGAACCGUUAAGCCGUUAGACAGAAGCAUAUUUUGUGUCGACGAGUGCGAAGAGGCGUUCCGUUACAUGUCUUCGGGUAAACACAUGGGAAAAGUGGUGAUCAAAAUCCGCGACGAAGAGCCCAACGGACAGCCGAUGUCGAAGAAGCCGCUGCUCAUGGAAGCGGUCGCUCGCACUGUCUUCGACUGCAACAAAGUAUACAUAAUUAGCGGCGGUUUAGGCGGUUUCGGUCUCGAACUCAUCGACUGGAUGUGCGAAAGGGGGGCCAAAAAGUUUUUGGUCACUUCCCGCGUGGGAUUCAGAGACUCGUACCAGAAGUCAAAGGUGAAGAAACUGCAGACCAAAUCGGGCGCCGAUAUACACAUUGUCACUGAUUUGGACCUAACUUUGCCCAAAGAGGCGACACAGUUGUUGAACAUCGGCUCCCGUUUGGGACCAAUUGGCGGUGUUUUCCACUUAGCGCUGGUGUUGGCCGACAGCGUGAUUGACAACCAGACCGUCGAGACAUUCCGUACGGUUUGCCAAUCAAAGUCCGACCAAUUCCUCACACUAGACAUCGUGUGCCGCAAAUACUGUCCGGACAUCGACUACUUCGUGGCGUUCUCGUCGGGCGUCACCUCUCGCGGUAAUGUCGGCCAAACCAACUACGGCUUCAGUAACGCCAUUAUGGACCGCAUUUGCGACGUCCGUCGGGCCGACGGCUACAGCGCUCUCGCCAUCCAAUGGGGAGUCAUCGGCGACGUCGGCGUUGUGGUCAGGAAUACGGGUCGCGACGAUGUGGUGGUCAUCGGAACGGUUGCCCAACGGAUGCCCUCUUGUCUUCAAAUAAUGGACACACUGUUACAGUCGGGCAAAGCGUGUUGUCUGUCGUACGUCAAGUGUGAGCCCAAACAGGAGGCCAGCGGUGGUAAAGAGAACUUCAUGAAGAAGUUGGCCCACAUUCUCGGUAUGGAUGACAUCAAGAAAGUGGAUCCCAACACCAAACUCUUGAAACUCGGUAUGGAUUCGCUGAUGGCUGUGGAGGUCCAGCUCUCCAUUGAGCGCGAGUUCGGCAGCGUUUUGACCGCCCAAGAGGUCCGCGAGCUGUCCAUCGCUCGCGUCCUCGAGAUUGGCUCCAAAGCCGAGGCCUAAACUACUUCUUCGGUGUCGGCUUUUUCUGUUGACCACAUUUACGA
Molecule: messenger RNA, 6623 nt
Organism: Medioppia subpectinata
Lineage: Eukaryota; Metazoa; Arthropoda; Arachnida; Sarcoptiformes; Oppiidae
Source: the annotation of a GenBank genome assembly